Messenger RNA from Lymnaea stagnalis (great pond snail), 1474 nucleotides. Lineage: Eukaryota; Metazoa; Mollusca; Gastropoda; Lymnaeidae. The record is from the annotation of a GenBank genome assembly.
CCUAAUUUGUAACACCUAAUUUAAAAGCUUCGGCCAUGUAGCCCACAACCUGUUAACGUCACGUAGCCAUAUUCGUGCACGGAUAUGUGAUUUCUGUGUACUCCAGCUGUGCUGCCUAUGCCAUGUCAGCUACACAAACACCAACAUCACUACACAAUGUCUCGCCUAGCAUCCAAUGGCAGCCCACAUUGAGUAUAGAAUCCAGACACACACUUUCCUCAGAUGCAUCCUCGUCUUACACAUCUACUCGGCGUUCGGUACAGUAGCGCCCACUUUUCGGCCCAGCAGAAGCUCCGUUUCAUCCAACGACUGCCCACCUGGUUAUUACGGGCCUGAAUGUGUGAGCAAAUGUCCUGCACUCUGUGACGUGACGUGCACCGAUGAGGGGCACUGCAUUUCAUGCAUCAGGCCAGGGGUUAAGCUUCCAGGCUGUCAAGACGAAUGCGACCAAGGAACGUACGGGCUGAACUGCCAACAUAAUUGCAGCGAAGCGUGUCAGAACUCAGAGUGUGACGGUUUCGUGGGCCAAUGUCGUCAGUGUGGGGAACCUGGCGUCAAACUUCCUCACUGUAACAUUACCUGUGUUAGCGGAUCUUACGGCCAAAACUGUGAGAACCGAUGUCCACUAACGUGCAAGGAGUCGUGCGACCCAGUAAACGGUACAUGCAUGGUGUGCAGUUAUGGGCAAGGGCCUCAGUGCAUGGUAAACUGCGCCAUCAAUAUCGACCUGGAGGCUUGUAAGUUAUAUUGUCCGGCUAGAUGUCUGACGCUCUGUAAUACGACGAAUGGGAAGUGCAGUUUUUGUGCGCCCGGGUAUGAAGCCCCCUUUUGUAACGCCACAUGCCGACCAGGCACUUAUGGCAGCAACUGUAAAGAGACCUGUUCCAACCGUUGCAAAGACGGGCUUUGCGAUCCUUUCACCGGGGCCUGUUUCAGUUGCAGUGACGGUUAUGUGGGCAGGAAAUGCAAUGGCCAGUGUAUCCCGGGAUAUUAUGGCCAGGAGUGUGACCUCGUAUGUCCGGAGACGUGCCUCGGCGGGUUGUGCGACUUUGUGAAUGGCAGCUGCCACGCGUGCCUGAAUGGUUACAAAGGUCAGCAAUGUGAUGAGCUCUGCGUGGACGGGAGGCACGGCGAGAACUGCACCAUGGAAUGUCCUGCCAGCUGUUUAAAGGCCUGCGAUCCCGUGACCGGUGAGUGCUGGCACUGCGCCCCGGGCUAUAAAGGGGCGUACUGCAACAACACCUGCCCCAACGGGACCUACGGCGACGGCUGCACUAACAUGUGCCACAAAGGGUGCCACCAGUUUAUUUGUGAUCACGUGAGCGGCGACUGCUUGAAGUGUAAGCCGGGAUUACAAGGUUUAAAAUGUGAUGUGAAACACGCUGUCGGGGAAGGCUCAAAGUUGCAUCUGGCCUUGUAUGUGACAUUUGGUUUGCUGACCGUUAUCCUUUUGUUCGGUACAUCAAUGUGUGGC